CCUCCUAGCACUAGUCCGACAACUUUCAACGCGUUAAUGCGAGGCGCUUAUUCAAAUGGGAUCUGAGGAUAAAAUAAUAAGCUGGCUCUGCCGGUUAACGGUCAUUACGGCUUUCUUCUUGAUUGGCUUUAUCAUCGGUUGGUUCGCUCGACCUACUACUGUCAAUCAUGGACGUGCAUCCAAAAGCUUCCUGCACGAACUUCUGGAUGAGAUGCGGGCAGAGAAUAUUAAACAACAUCUCAGGAAGUUCACGAGGCUGCCCCAUCUGGCCGGAUCGCAGCAGAAUCUGGAUCUGGCCGAGCAGAUCCGGGCCGAGUGGAUGGAGUUUGGGCUGGACUCGGUGGAGCUGGAGCCGUACGACGUGCUGCUGUCAUACCCAAAUAAAACCGAUCCCAAUUACAUCUCCAUAGUGGACCGCCUGGGCAACGAGAUCUUUAACACCUCUCUGGCUGAGCCGGUCCCCGAGGGUUAUGAAGAUGUUACCGAUAUCGUCCCUUAUAGUGCUUUCUCUGCAAAAGGACAACCGGAGGAUGAGCUGGUUUAUGUUAAUUACGGCCGGACGGAGGAUUUCUUCAAGCUGGAGAGAGAGCUGGGAAUAAACUGUUCGGGAAAAAUCGUCAUCGCUAGAUACGGCAAAAUCUUCCGUGGGAACAAGGUGAAGAACGCGAUGUUAGCCGGAGCUAAAGGGAUCGUGCUGUUCUCGGACCCUGCGGAUUACUGGGCUGACGGAGUGAAGCCGUAUCCCGACGGCUGGAACCUGCCCGGAGGAGGCGCUCAGAGAGGAAACGUGCUGAAUCUGAACGGGGCCGGAGACCCGCUCACACCCGGAUACCCGGCCAAAGAGUACACCUACAGAUCGAGUCUGGAGGAUGCAGUGGGGCUUCCCAAGAUUCCAGUGCAUCCCAUCGGAUAUCAAGAUGCAAUUCACCUGCUGGAGCAUAUGGGAGGUCCUCUUCCUCCGGAUAACUGGAAAGGUGCUCUGAACAUCUCGUACAGAAUCGGACCGGGAUUCAUGGAUGGUUUUAAUCAGAAUAAAGUGCGUAUGAACAUCCACACCAAUAAUCAGGUGACCCGCAUCUACAACGUGAUUGGCUGGAUCAGGGGAGCGGUGGAGCCAGACAGGUACGUGAUUCUGGGCGGCCAUCGUGACGCAUGGGUGUUUGGAGGGAUCGACCCCGUGUCAGGAGCUGCUGUGGUGCACGAGAACGUGAGAGCCGCUGGGAAGCUCAUGAAGAAAGGUUGGAGGCCGAGGAGGACGCUGAUCUUUGCCAGUUGGGACGCGGAAGAGUUUGGUCUGCAGGGAUCCACAGAAUGGGCAGAGGAUCACGCCAGAGUCCUGCAGGAGCGAGCUGUGGCUUACAUCAAUGCAGACUCUGCUAUUGAGGGUAUGUACACACUGAGAGUCGACUGCACUCCUUCCCUACACACUCUGGUUUAUGACAUCACCAAGAAGGUUUCGAGUCCGGAGGAGGGAGAAGAGGGCAUGACUUUAUAUCAGAGCUGGCACAAACGAGACAACUCCACAGAUAGAGAUGCACCAUGGAUCAGCAAACUGGGCUCUGGCAGUGAUUUUGAAGCAUAUUUCAUCAGAUUGGGCAUUGCAUCCGGAAGAGCGAGAUAUACCAAAAACCGAAAAACCGAGCGCUACAGCAGUUACCCCGUGUAUCACAGCGUGUAUGAGACCUAUGAGAUCGUGGAGCGAUUCUACGACCCCAGUUUCCGCCGGCUGGAGGCCGUGGGCCGCGUCCGGGCAGGACUCAUCUUCAGUUUGGCUGAUUCUACAGUCUUACCUCUGGACUGUGUGGAAUACGCCACGUCUCUCACCAAAUACGCCGACAGCAUUUCCCAGCUGGCACUGAAGCAUCCCGCUGCCAUGCAGCAGUACAGCGUCUCAUUCGAUUCUCUCUUCUCUGCAGCCCAGAACUUCACGGUCGCGGCACGAGACUUCCAUCAGCGCCUCGAUCAGCUCGACACAUCCGACGCUCUGGCCGUGCGGAUGGUGAAUGAUCAGCUGAUGUAUUUAGAGAGAGCUUUCACUGAUCCUCUGGGUUUGCCUGGGAGACCAUUUUACAGGCAUAUCAUAUUUGCGCCCAGCAGUCACAAUAAAUAUGCGGGUGAGUCCUUCCCAGGGAUUUAUGAUGCUUUGUUUGACAUCGAGAACGCGGUGGACCCGCAGAAGUCCUGGGAUGAGGUCAAACGCCAAAUCAGCAUCGCCGCCUUCACCGUCAACGCGGCUGCGGAGACGCUAAAGCCUGUCGUCAGCUAGGCCCCUGGCUUUCAAAACACGCCGCGGAUACGGGACUACAACGUCAGCGGAUGGGUUUCAUCUACGCGGGACUUCGCGUGCAGACCGCCGAAUAUUAGAGGAAUAGUUGCCCUGAAAAUGAAAAACUGCUGAAAUGAAAAUGUAGCAUUACACGAAUGGGUGCCGUCAGAAUGAGUCCAAACAGCUGAUAAAAACAUCACCGCACUCCAGUCUAUCAGGUUACACCCGGAGAAGUGUGUUUGUGAACAAAUCUGUCAAGACGUUUUUAACUGUUGCUUUUGGCCGAAAUAUGAGCCUGUAAUCCAUAAUAACGCUUCUUCCAGUAAAAAAGUCCAGUCUUUUGUCUCUUACGUCAAAAUCCACCUUUCCUUGUUUAGAAGUAUGUUAUACUAUAUUAAUAGACUAAACUGUUUUGGCUUAAUCUAUGCAAACGAAAUGGCUUUUUCACUGGAGGAAAUAUUUUUAUGGAUUACGGUGUAGUAUUUUUGCCAGAAGCAAUGGUUUGACGUUAAAACAUCUUAAUGAUGGAUUAGUUUUUUUUUUUUUUUUUACAAAAACAUACAUUUGGCUUUUUACAACAUGCACUGAUGGACUGGUGUGGAUUAUUGGGAUGUUUUAAUCAGCUCCAAUUCUGACGGCACCCAUUCACUGCAGAGGAAGUGAUGUAACGCCACAUUUUUGCAUUUUUGACUCAACUAUUCCUUUAAGCAGAUGUCUUUUAUCCAAAGAGAUUUGCAGUGGACAGAUUGCAGGCAUGCCAUUAAUUGCUGCAAUUUAGUGCACAAUCUAUAAACGACCGCAGUGUUUCAACCAUAAGCAACAUUUUACACGUACUACAGUGUUAUAUUUAAUUAAAACAAUUCUGUGAUGGCAUGAAAAUAGUUCCAAAAAUGUGACCAUUUGACCUCGGACUGAAAAACGGUGGAAAUCUUGCACAAAUUGCUGCAUUCGAGUGAAUUGUAUGCGAAACCAUUUUUGCACGCAUUGUCAUAAUAGAAACAUUUGUACGACAUUAAAUAAACCGGGUGUGCAAAUCA
Messenger RNA from Puntigrus tetrazona (Sumatra barb), 3303 nucleotides. It is a transcript of the gene naalad2, whose product is annotated as N-acetylated alpha-linked acidic dipeptidase 2. The record is from RefSeq and is a predicted model, not a curated record. Gene Ontology annotation, molecular function: carboxypeptidase activity. NCBI's taxonomy places the organism in Eukaryota, Metazoa, Chordata, Actinopteri, Cypriniformes, Cyprinidae.